This is a messenger RNA of Vollenhovia emeryi, 3084 nucleotides long. RefSeq lists its product as uncharacterized. Lineage: Eukaryota; Metazoa; Arthropoda; Insecta; Hymenoptera; Formicidae. The transcript has 2 exons. Bases 230 to 2998 code for a protein of 922 amino acids. The record is from RefSeq and is a predicted model, not a curated record.
CCUGGAUUUCUAAUUAUCACAAUCUGUAGCGUCGUUUUCUGUUUUCCCACAGUGCGCGCGAGACGCAGACGAGGGGCAGCCGUUUUCACAUGCGUUCGCGAGAUUUCGCUUCUUGGUAACAAGUCGCGUCAAGUUGUAGUUUUGUCGCUCGACGUUGCGUGAGAGAACUUUCCGAGGGCUCUGAACUCUCUUGCACAUUCGACUGCCGACACCGAUCGAGAGGCAGACAAUGAGCGACUCCGAAGACUCGGAUAUCCUGGCCGACAUCCAGGCUCUGGACGAAGCUUUAGCCUUGUCGGCGAGGAAGAAGUCCCAGCCAUGUGCUAGCAGCAGCAACCAACUGUCUGACGUCUCGUCCGAGGACUCCAAGGAAAGCGACGAUUACUUGGAUUAUCUCCGUACGAAUCGGUCUAUCGAUUCAACUCUGAACGUUUACGAGAUUAACACAAGGUUAAUCGCGGGCUUGACGAUAACCAAGAAGAAACUGACCGUUUUACUGCAAGAGUGCGAGCAGAAGAUAAAGCUGCUGGACGAGAAAAUUAUGAAAUCCAGGGACGAGUUGAGCCUUGGCUCGAAAUUGGCGCUCAGUAAUGCUGGUAUGCCAUAUUUUAAGGACAAGGGCUACUUCAACGCUCCCAAGAAUAGUGAUGCCAAGCGGAAAGAGGCCAAUGGCGAGAUCUUUCUCCCGUCUCUGAAGAAGCCGAGUCGCUGGUCGGGAAGGGACAGAGAUACACUUUUAAGCGCCAUAAACAACCAAGUUCUCGAAUUGGUACUGCGCUGGGAGUACAACAACGAGACUAACAAGUCCACGUCUGAUGAUCAGGCGAGGGAAACGAAAGCGGUGCUCCCCAGAAACUUUGACGAGAUGGUGGGACCGGUGGGCGGGGGAGAGUUCGACUGGCACAAGAUUUCCGUUAUAGAUUUCGACAACAAGCAUUCACCGGGCGAGUGCCAAGCUAUGUGGAACGUUUACCUCCACCCCGACUUCAAGAAGACUGAAUGGACGAGCACGGAGGAUAACAGACUGCUGGAGUGCGUGAAAAAAUACAAACACCAAGACUGGGAUGCUAUUACGCAGGAGCUAGGGACAAACCGUAGCGCGUACCAAUGUUUCAUUAGAUACAAUACCAUUAAGAAAGUGCCGUCGGCCGGAUGUCCUUGGACCAAGCAGGAGGAUAAGCACCUUUUGAAGAUUAUAAAUGUGCUCAGGGUCGGUAACUUUAUUCCCUGGGCCGAGCUCGCCAAUCACAUGCGGCACAGAACCAAGCAGCAAAUUUACGUUCGAUGGGUGUACAGGAAGGCGCCGCAUUUGAGGAAGGGUAGAUUUACUGGCGCGGAAACGUCGACUCUCCUGACGGCGGUACAGAAAUACGGAACGAACUUCUGUAAAAUUUCAAGCCACGUGAUGCCACAUCGGACCUCGAUACAACUCCAAGGGCAUUACGACACGGUGACCAGUAAUUUAAAAAAUAAAAUAAAUCGGUGGACGAUCAGCGAUGACACAGAGUUAAUUAAUUUGCAAAUAAAAUACCGCAACGACUGGUCCAAGAUAGCCAGGUUUUUCCCGAACAAGUCAAGAACACAAGUGAGGCAUCGAUAUGGCUCGUUAAUAAGAUACAUACAAAGAGGUUUCAGUCUCGAAGCUAUACCUAGACCGUUCAGUUCGAUUUGCGAGAGAAAACAGCUUAGAAAGAACCAGUUAUCCAGUAAUGCGUCAAAAACUUGCAAUAAAGUAAGUACGCUAAAGCCAGUGCAACGCGUACAUGGUUUUGAUAUUCAACGGAAGUUGUACGAAACUCUUUCUUUCCCACCUGAGGUCCGAGCUAGUAAUUCUGAAGUAGCGCCUUUCGACGUCGAAGAGCUUGCGCAUUAUACUAAAAGAUUGUUCAACACACUGACCUUGUUAAAAGCCAAUCUUGAUAUUCCGGAAAUCGAUUUUCUGCAUUAUGUGCAAUUGAAUGACAGGGAAAAGCAACUCUUAGUUUCUUUACAAGAAUAUAUAAACGUGGUGAAAAAUAACGGAAUAGCGUAUGAAGAACUAGUAGAAAAACGUAGAACACAGAUGUUCGGUUGCACCCCAGAAGUUGGCGAGUUUUUUGUACCGCCACUUCCGUUCGACGGAUACGUAAGAUUACUCAAAAAGACUUUAAAAAAGAAAAAGAACACGUCGAUAGAUUACAAUUUAGAUGAUAACAAGAAGUUUCUUAUCGACCUUCCUAUAGACUUCUCUUUAAAUGUCGACGUGCUGCCUUUUAUUACUCUCGAGGAGGAGAUACAAUUUCACAAAUUUGGUCACUUUUUAUCAACUAAUUACCAUGAUUAUGACUUAAGAGAUAUAGAUCUAUAUAAAUCGUUGAGACACAUGAAAUGCGUCCUCCAUUUACCUGAAGAAACCCCUUCACGUUCAAAUAUAGCUUUACCGGACCAUCUAGAACUGAAUGUACAUUCAAAAGUAUGUUUGGAAGAUUACGAACAACUAAAUGAGACGAAGGAAAGUGUCAAUAUUAACGAAGACGAUGAAGUGGUGAACACGAAUGAUACAAUUCUGCCGAGUCAAGCGACUUUGUUAGGGUUGAAGAAUUUGCUCCUUUGGAAAUUACUGUACGACUGUGAAGCUGAAUCUCGUCAACAGUGCGAGGCGAUGGCGUCAUUGGUAAAAAAGCGAGAUCCAGAACAAACUGCGGCGAAUUUUCAGAAAACGGAGAGCGCAGAGUACAAGUUACUGCGAACUCGCCUACUGCAAUUAUUUAAGUAUCCUAUAAGUUUGUCAAACACCAUACUGCAAAUGCAAGGGCCGGAAAAGAUAUUUGUAGUAAAAGAGAAAUCGAACAAAGGUCAGAACAAAGAACAAACGUUUCAGACGAGAAAAAGAAAAUAUGUAAGUAGAGCGCAAUUAAACAUUCCGGCUAAUGUGAAAUCUGACGUUACAACGCGAAAUCUUCCUGCAGUACGUAGCUGUAAAAUAGUUUGCAAGAAAUACAAAAUCGUCGAAAAAUAACACGUGAUUCUCGAAACCUUUAAAUAUGAAAUUAGCUGUAAGAAGCAUUACAAUUUUAUUUUUCUGCACAAACACAUAAUACAUGU